AUGAAUGAGGGAGGGGAGGGAGAGAGGGGAGGAAAGGGGGGUAGGGUGUUGGAAGGCAAUAGAACAGAGGAAGAAGGAGCGGGUGGGAGGAGGGAGGCAGGUAGGGAGGGAGAGGGCGGGCAGCGGGCGGUGGUGGAAUUGAAUGCCGAGGAGCUGUGUUCUCACAGCCAGUGUUGCCAUGGUUACCGGGGAAUUCUGGCAAUGGCUGAGGAGGGACAGUGGGAGUGUGGGCUGUCAUACGAAUGCCGGACCCUCCUGUUCAAGGCCAUUCACAACCUGCUGGAGAGGUGUUUGUUGGACAAGGACUUUGUACGGAUCGGGAAGUGGUUCGUCAAGCCAUAUAAGUUGGAGGAGAAGCCUCUGGCCACCAGUGAGCACCUAUCAUGCUCCUUCACCUUCUUCCUGCAUGGGGAGAGUAAUGUGUGCACCAGCGUAGAGAUUGCCGAACACCAGCCUGCCUACCACAUUACUGAUGACCACAUCCGCCUGGCCCAGACCUCCUCAGCCCCCGUACAAGUGAUCCUGAGUCCGUAUGGUCUGUCGGGCUCUCUGACGGGCCAGGCCUAUAAGAUGAGUGACCAAGCUGUGAGGAAGCUGAUGGAGGAGUGGAGCUACUUCUACCCCAUGGUGCUGCAGUGCCAUAGAGAGGGGGGAACAGGAGGUGCCGGCAUGGGGGGCAUGGGUGCGGAGAGGGAUGGCACUGACCUGCCGUUUGACCCCAACAGUCAUGUGGCCGUCGAGGUCAUCGUAGGUGGUGUGAGGAUGGUCUACCCAGCUGCCUUUGUGCUGGUUGCCCAUGGCGACCUGCCUGUGGACCAGCCCCAACCUGCCCCCGGAGCCCAGGGGCUCAGCAGAGACCCCUCCCAUUGUAGCAUCCCCCUCACACCGCCCACCUCACCUGAACAGCCCUGCUCAGCAGACAGUGGCUUUGUGACAGUGUCCAGCAUCCUCCUUGCCCAGGAGAGGGCCAUUGGAGCCACCAACCACAGUCCAAAGCAUUCUGGGAAGAAACUGACCAAUCAGGUGGUGCAUCAGGCAUGGAAGGAGUGUUAUCUCAACCAACUGCAACACAAAUGCAGUGUGCCCAGUAGCGUGACGCCAAAGAAGGAGGCGCCAAACGGGGUGACCACCUGGGACUUUAUCGACUCGGGCGAGAGGGCGCCCUGCAGCUGCUCCAGGUUAAAGCAGCAGAAACAGCAGCAGCAGACCAACACCUCCUCUGCCAACCCUCUGUCUGGUGCCAACCCCACCCCCUCCCUGGGCCCAGCACUUCCUCCUCCCUCCCUGCCUAAGCACAAGGCCACGGACAAGUCCGAGAAACCCGACAAACAGCCCAAGAGGGUCGCCGCCAUGACCCCCUUCCACCACCGGCUCUCUGUGGGCCAGGAGACCUGCCUGGAACAAGACUCCACUGGAGGGUCCCAACUCGGCCUAGUCGCCCUGGACCCUCUCUUGGAUCCCAUGCCCACCUGCAAGUACCCCAAGCCCCUCUCGGCUGGCAGGAAAGCCCCCCAGUCCCUGCUCCACUCUCCUGUCUCCCCAUUACCCCCCACGCUCAGCCCCCAUCCACGGGUGGGGCAGGACCCUGAGGUACUGGAUGCUCCUGUGGGCAUGGCCCCCUGUCCAGAUGGGGCGUCAGGGCUGGGGGUGAUGGAGCCCAGCGCGACUGCUCUCUAUGCAGGCCCUCUGGGGCCCAGAGAGAGGGAAGCUGGGGCGAGCUGGUGGAGGGGCUUCAGGACUCCUAGGGCUGAUAAGGCUGAGUUCAGGCCUCCAGAGCUGCCCAGUGAUAGAGUGGAAUUAAAGACAGAGACACAGGCCACUGAGGGAGUUGCACUGAAAAGACUAUUUGCACAGACAGAGAAGUGUUUCAAGAUAUCCGAGGAGCGUGUUAGGGAACACAUCCAGACCCUGGGUCUACUGCAGCAGCCUGGGGUGGAAGGGCUGGGGGACCUUGGGGACGACCCAUAUGACUUCAAGGAGGGAGACAUCGAGUACAGCUUCCCCACCUCCAAGAGACUGAAGGGCCGAGACCCUAGCAAGAGAGGCCCCAAGGGAGAGGAUAUCAGCAACGGUGCACUGCCUGAUGGGAAAGAUGCCAUGUCCAUCUUUAGCUCUGCCCCCAAAGCUGAUGAUGACUCACCGCAGGACGACGAGGCAGCCAAAGCCCAAAACCCUCCUCUAACCAGGGAGACUGAUCUGGUGGUCCUCAUCUCAGACCUGGAGAAUAUUUUCGAUGAGGAUGAGGAGGAACUUGGGCACACAGCCAGGGUCCUGGUAUCAGGAGGUGAAGACCGAAGGGAUGGGAGGGUGGCUGUGCCCUAUCCUUCAACAGUAGCAGACCUCCAGCGGAUGUUCCCCACACCCCCUUCCCUGGAGCAGCACCCGGCCUUCUCCCCCAUCAUGACAUACCGUGACACCCCCAGCCAAGAGCCACCAGCCCCCUCGGGGGGCUCUGACCACCCCCUGGGCCCCCUGUCCUCCACCCAGCUCCAGGAGUACCGGAUGGAGGUGGAGGAAGGCAUGGCCAGUCCUAAACAUGAGGACAUUAAGGACUUCUCAUUUGUGUACCGUGUCCCGUCUGUCCAGCCACAGAUGGGCUGCUCCAUGUUUGCUCCGCUGCGGACCCUCCCCAGUCAGUGUCUGCCCCCCAUCAAGGUGCCAGACCAGUGUUACUACCGGCCCUCCUGGGCCCUGCUGCCCAAGAUGGAGCACUACUCCUCCCUGCCGCCCUCCUUCAUCAGAGAUGGAUAUGUCAACGUCCCCAGUGUUGGGGACCAGGAGUAUGCCCAGAUGAGUGCCAGUGCCCUAUCCAUAGGCACCACCGGUGGUAUCCUCCCCUCGCCUUCCCCUGCCACCCCCCGCUUCUCCGUCCCCACCCCUCGUACCCCGCGCACCCCAAAGGGUGUUGGCACGGCCAGCGGGCAGGGCUCUGUGAAGCAGGAGGGCACCGGGACAGAGCUGAGCUCCCCUGCCUCCACGCCCUCCACCAGCCUGCCUAUGAGCUCCCUGACUGAGCCCCAUGCGUCCUGCCCCGCCCUGCCCGAGGCCCACAGCCUGUACACCGCCCUGCUCCUCUCUGACUCAGUCCUCAACGUCUUCAAAGAUCGCAACUUCGACAGCUGCUGCAUCUGCGCCUGCAACAUGAACGUGAAGGGCGCCGACGUGGGCGUGUACAUCCCCGACUCCACUCUCGAGGACCAGUACCGCUGCAUGUGCGGCUUCAGCGCCAUCGUCAACCGCCGACUGGCCCACGGCACGGGCCUCUUCCUGGAGGACGAGCUGGACAUCUUCGGAAGGGGCUCGGAGGUGGGCCGGGCAGCCGAGAGGAGGCUGGCGCUGUGCCGCAGAGACCCACCCAUGGGAGACCCCCGGGCCAAGCGCCCCCAGGACUCCUCCCCUGCCCCUUCCUCUGUCAUGGAGCUCCUCCAGGAGCAGUGCUCCCAGCCCAUCUCCUCCCUGGCCUCCCUACACCUCCCUCCUGCCUGCUCCUGCCACGGCCGCCAGGGGGCACUGCUCCAGAGCUGGAUGUCUGACAAGCAGUGGGCGGAUGGCAGUGAUGCGUGUGUGGAGUGUUACAACGCGCUGGUUCAGGGGCAGCAGUAUGUGGAUAACCCUGCCGGGGGGAAAGUAGAUCCGGCUGUUGUGAGGAGCAGCGCUCUACACUCCUGGCCUCACACCAACGUGUUGGACAUCAGUAUUCUGUCGUCCCAGGACGUGGUGCGUAUGCUGCUGUCCCUGCAGCCCUUCCUCCAGGACGCAAUUCAGAAGAAACGUACAGGCCGGACCUGGGAGAACAUCCAGCAUGUCCAGGGUCCACUCACAUGGCAACAGUUCCACAAGAUGGCCGGCCGGGGAUCCUACGGGUCAGAGGAGUCGCCCGAACCCCUUCCCAUCCCUACCCUGUUGCUGGGCUACUACGAUAACUAUGACCGUAACUUCCUGGCGCUGUCGCCCCUGGCGCUGCCCUUCUGGGAGAAGCUGCUGUUGGAACCAUAUGGGGGACAGAGGGACGUGGCCUUCCUGGUGCUCUGCCCCAACUCUGAAACCCUGCUGGCCGGGGCACAGGCCUUCUUCCAGGAGCUCAGCGCUGUCUACGAGACGUGUCGGUUGGGGAAACACAGACCCCUGGCAAAGGUCUCCAGAGAUGGGCUGGUGCGUGUGGGGGCAGAGACAGAAACUGAGACCGAUAAGGAGAAAGAGAAGGAGAGGCAUGAGGAGGAGCAGAUAGACCAGUGGUUCACAGGGCCCUGGGCUGGACAGCAACACAGCGACAACCUCAGAAAACUCAAACUCUAUGCGCGCACCUGCAGGAAGCAGCUAGGUCCACAGUUGUCUGCCCUGUCUUUGGACAGCAGUCUGUUGUUACCCCCCAAGCCUCAGCCUCCUCCAGCCCCUACGCCCUCCUCAGCCCAGCCUGCCCCCUCCUCCAGCCAGCCCCCCUAUGGUCCUGGGGCCCCUGCUGAGGUAGAGGCAACAGCCCCCCCAGUGGCCCUCAGCUCAGAAAGCACCCCAACCCCCACAGCAGCAGCAGCCUCGGGCCAGCCAGGUCCAGCAGAGAGCACCCAAGGAGGGUCCACUGAGGUCAAGAAUACCCCCAAUGCCCCACCACCACCACCUAGCCAGCCAGAGACCCCUGAGAGUGUGGCGGAGCGGGAGCGAAUCGGAAUCCCCACGCUGGCGGACUCGGCCGAUAGCCACGCCCACCCCCCUGCCAUCGUGAUCUACGUGGUGGACCCCUUCCUGUGCUCGGGCCGAGCGAGGGAUGGAGGAGAGGAGGAGGAGGGUGAGGAGGUGGAGGCAGGCAGUGUGUGGUUACUAGGGCUUCUGCGUUGCUACACAGAGAUGCUACAGACAUUGCCGGAGAGCAUGAGACCAGCACUGGUGUUACAGGUGGUGCCAUGUCAGUACCUGCUCCAGCCAGCCAGUGGUGAGAGCCCUCUGUACCUGCAGCACCUGCGCUCCCUGGCCUUCUCAGCCUACUCCCAGUGCAGACGCCUCCUACCCACACAGACACACAUCAAGUCUCUGACCGGCUUUGGCCCCGCCUCCACCCUAGAAUCUGUGCUCAAGAGCCCAGAGCACCCCAGCCCUCUACAGGGCUACUCUCCCCCAUACAUUCUGGGUCCUACCCGUGCCAAGCAACCGGAGCCAGGGGAGGUGUGGGCAGAGAUCCCUUCCAGGUACAACGUGCUGUUUGUGGGCUACUGCCUGUCCCACGACCAGCGCUGGAUCCUGGUCUCCUGCACCGACCAACAGGGAGAGCUACUGGAGACCUGCAUCAUCAACAUCGAUGUGCCCAACAGAGCGCGGUGGCCCAAGAUCUCAGCCAGGAAGAUGGGACUGCAAAAGUUAUGGGACUGGUGUGUCGGCAUCAUCCAGAUGACCUCACUGCCAUGGAGGAUCGUGAUUGGUCGGCUGGGCAGACUAGGACAUGGUGAACUGAAAGACUGGAGCGUUCUCCUGGGGGAGCACUCUCUCCACUCCAUCAGUCGCCAGCUGAAGGAGACAUGUCGUAUGUGUGGCAUCUCCUCCGCCGACUCCCCCUCCAUCCUCAGUGCCUGCCUGGUUGCCAUGGAGCCCCAGGGCUCCAUCGUGGUGAUGCCAGACGCAGUGACGAUGGGCUCGGUGUUUGGUCGCAGCACAGCCCUCAACCUGCAGACGUCCCAGCUGAACACCCCUCAAGACGCUUCCUGUACCCACAUCCUGGUAUUCCCCACCUCCGCCACCACACAGCUGGCUGCCAGCUCCUACCCCACAGAGGAUAACGCCGACGACAUGUUCGACCUGCCUUUCCCUGACGAGCUGGAGAAUGACAUAGGACAUGACAUUCUCAACCUGCACCCCUCCCCCAACACCUCCCCCGUACCCUCCCCUGGCUCUCCCUCUGGCAUGGGGGGAAGCUCACACUUCCAGCAUAACAGGAGUCAGGGAGAGAGGUUUCUGUCCAGGGAGAACCCUCCGGAGGAGCUGAAGCAGCAACCUCUAGCCCUGGGAUACUAUGUCUCCACUGCCCAGGCCGACAGCCUGCCUCACUGGUUCUGGGCCUCCUGCCCUCAGGCUCAGAACCAGUGUCCACUGUUUCUCAAGGCAUCUUUACACCACCACAUCGCCAUUGCCACAGCCCAAUCAGAUGAACCCAAUCAGACAAGCUCAGACAAGACGACCAAGAGGAUACCUCACCCUCUGGACUCCAAGACCACCUCUGACGUGCUCAGGUUUGUGUUGGAGCAGUACAACGCCCUCUCGUGGCUGACGUGUAACCCUGCCACCCAGGACCGCCGCUCCUGCCUGCCCGUUCACCUGGCUGUGCUCACACAGAUGUACAAUGCCGUCCUCAACAUGCUCUAGCAAUGGGACUUACUAAUGGACAGCUGAGGAAACUGAGUACUGUACAAUCCAUGGCCUCUGAGGUCAUGUGUGCCUGCCUGCCUGCCUGCAAUGUCUCUGCCGGGACACUAGAGAGAGCCAGAGGUCUGUUAAACAAAUUCAGGACGGACAGAUAGGGUGAGACUUAUGGACCCCUUUUACACCUAGUAUUACCAUGUGAUCUGUGAUCAAAUCAUGGCUUUAAUUCAGUGGAUUGAUGGCCAAAAUGGUGGCAGUAGGACAACAGAUUGUGCUGGUCCUUGGUUGGGAAAACAAACGCCUAUGUACAGUACAGAGAGACCUUUGAACAUGAACAGUAUGAUCAGCCAUGAGACCAGUCCAGUGCAAUUCUUACCUUUAAAAACGGUUAUUGUAAGAUGCGGUGAUGUGCCAACAACCAUCUGAAAAGGCACGUACCGUCUGAGAGAGAAGAUGGAAAUAUCCAGCUAUGCCCUUUUUAUUGUCAUAAUAGGACAUUUCAGUGUUACACUUGUCAUUAUCAGAUCAGCAUUGACUUUUCACCCUGUUCCUGUGAGACUGAAGAUGUUUUGAAGUCAUGGAGGAAACAUGUUAAAGGGUGCACUAUGUGACCUAUAGUGUGGUCCUGCAUGAAGACUUGCACCAUCCCCCUUACCAGCCAUAACAGUGAUACCCUGGGAGAUACAGACAUCCUCAUGUAGGAUGGGAGCCUGGGAGUCACCUGCAUUAGGUGUCCUGUAUCUGCCCCACACUGCAACAACCAGGGAACCAACUGACCAUAGCAACACAGCAGCUUCCUACCUUCAAUAACACUUUUACACGUUUGUAAGGAACUGUGGUUGUGAGUUCAUUGGCUCGCGGUUUAGUAAUGAAAUUCAUACCAACAAUCAUAAAAGGGCGUAGAACACAACAAUUUCCUGUGAGGUCAAAGCAUUUUAUAAUGGCACUUUUUCCUUACUUUUGGAAGUUACAAUUUUAUUGCUGUACAUAUGAACACACUGAAUACUAUUUGACAAAUAAUGAACAGAGGUUCUUGUUUAUAGAGUUAAACUGACAUUUGUGAAGAAUUUAGAAUUAUUUUUUAUAUUUAAAAUUACAUUUUGAAGAAAAAAAUGUAUCAAGGUCUUUUCCAAAUUUAAUAUCAAUCACCUUGGGGUCGGAAAUGGAAAUUGACGUUUUGAAGCAAAUUGUAAAAAAAAAAUUAUAACAUUUCAUAUUUAUAUAUAGUAUAUCAUGCAUAUA
Molecule: messenger RNA, 7587 nt
Organism: Oncorhynchus keta (chum salmon)
Lineage: Eukaryota; Metazoa; Chordata; Actinopteri; Salmoniformes; Salmonidae
Product: mediator of RNA polymerase II transcription subunit 13-like
Exons: 30
Coding region: 1-6348 (2115 amino acids)
Biological process (GO): regulation of transcription by RNA polymerase II
Cellular component (GO): mediator complex
Molecular function (GO): transcription coregulator activity
Source: RefSeq, a predicted model, not a curated record